Messenger RNA from Kwoniella mangroviensis CBS 8507, 1074 nucleotides. RefSeq lists its product as uncharacterized. Lineage: Eukaryota; Fungi; Basidiomycota; Tremellomycetes; Tremellales; Cryptococcaceae. Bases 1 to 1074 code for a protein of 357 amino acids. The record is from RefSeq and is a predicted model, not a curated record. The transcript has 4 exons.
AUGGCAUUCUUCGGCGGUCUAAGUGGAUGGUCAGGAUCCUCCUGGUCAGAAUGGUCUGGACUCGGGUCCGAUUCCGAUUCUGAAUCUGAACCAGAUACCGCGACCACCACCACCCCAGUAGUCCAAACAUCAUCGACAUCCACACCUAAUCCUACGACAGCUACAGCUACGGUAGUUCAGCAGGUAACAACCACGGCUGUAUCCAUCGUUACACCGUCUACCACAGCGUCGACCCCUAAAGCAGUGGCUAUCACUCAAACGUCCAAACCUUCUUCUGGCGCGGUACCUUCUACAACUGCUAAAAAUAACGCACAGACCUCGCAGCAGCAACAGCAGGCAUCGCAAGUCUCACAAGUUGGCAGUUCCUCCAUUGCUGGUGCCCAACCCUCCUCUUCCACCUCAAGACCCUCAUCAUCAUCAUCAGCAACACCGUCAUCAUCGACCAACUCUACAAAAGAUGUAGGUGACAUACCGGGUGAUUGGAUCUAUUUCGGUUGUGUACCGAACAACAACGGGAUGCCAGCGUUGAAUACCACUUAUGCAACUUCCGACGAACUUACGCCGGUGUUGUGUAUAACAGCUUGUGCAGCUUCGCAAUAUCAUUAUGCUGGACUUCAAAACGGUAACGCCUGUUUCUGCGGUUCGACCAUGACCACCUCAUCCAUCUCAUCCUCUUCUUCCUCAUCCUCGUCAUGCAAUAUGGAUUGUACAGGUGAUCCAUCGGGAUCUUACAAAUGCGGCGGUCCAUCUUCAAUGUCAUUCUAUCAUCUAAAAUCAAUCGAUCCAAACUCUUCAUCAUCCCAAAACCAAUCUUCCUCCUCUUCAACCAACAUAGAUGGCCAGUAUGGAGACAGUGGAUCAGGGACGGUAGUGGUGUCUUUACCGGAAUUUACCGGUACAUUGAUGGAGUAUGGUGAUCCGAGAUUCAGGAGUGGUAAAGACGGGGUGGUAUUCGGUGAGAUGUUCAAAAUUUCUUCUUCCUCUUCACGAUAUAGGCCAGAUCUAAAUACGAAGCUUGAGGGUUUAGGAUGGGUGAUACUGCUUGGCUGGGUUGGUCUGAGGAUAUUGCGGUGA